GGCCAGCGAUAAGCAAUUAAUGGAGGUAGAGGCUUGCUACAACUACGGCUUCCUCCCUGCAGACAGAGGCAGGCACCAACCACCACCUCCACCACAUGCCACCCUUCCUCGCGCUGCAGAGGAUGCAGGUGAGCUGUGGGAGUACUUCCCUUGCCCCUUUUGCUACAUCGAGGUGGAGGUGCCCUUCAUCUGCAACCACCUUCAGGAGGAACAUUGCUUUGACACCAGGAAUGCUGUUUGCCCCAUCUGCGCCAACAAUCUAGAGAAAGACGUGGCUGCACAUUUCAGACUGCAGCACACGCAUCUUCUCAAGGUAACUAACUAUGUUCAUCCCCAGCCACCAGCUCAGCGUCUGGGAAACUAAUAACUGAUCAUGGUUCAUGACAGAGGAGG
This is a messenger RNA of Zea mays, 393 nucleotides long. Its product is annotated as protein DEHYDRATION-INDUCED 19 homolog 5. Bases 20 to 364 code for a protein of 114 amino acids. The transcript is spliced from 3 exons. Lineage: Eukaryota; Viridiplantae; Streptophyta; Magnoliopsida; Poales; Poaceae. The record is from RefSeq and is a predicted model, not a curated record.